UGAGCAUGCUCAGUUGCACUGUUCAUGCUCAGUACGCCCUGGGUAUAGAUUUGUGAUAGGCAGUUGUUUCCGACGUUACACCGCCUCCUUCUGCGUGCCCUGGCCCCCUUCCUCUCUAGGCCCCCGGCCCCGACCGCCCUCCUUCCCCGUGCCCUCCACUUCCUGCGCGGAGCUCACUGGCGAGCCGGCCCCGGCCGUUGGUGACAGGGUAUAUAACAUGACACUGAUACUCUGGACAGUUUAUCAUAGGCACCUCAGUGAAGUAAUUUCCUUGAAGUAAUGCCCACAGAAAGUGGAAGUUGUGCAACUGCUCGGCAAGCAAAGCAGAAGCGCAAAUCACACAGUCUUUCUAUACGAAGAACCAACAGUUCUGAGCAAGAAAGGACGGGAUUGCAAAGAGACAUGUUGGAAGGGCAGGAUACUAAACUUCCUUCAUCUGUUCGAAAUACACUUUUGGAACUUUUUGGACAAAUAGAGCGAGAGUUUGAGAACCUUUAUAUUGAAAAUUUGGAAUUACGUCGUGAAAUUGAUACACUCAAUGAGCGCUUGGCAGUUGAAGGACAAACCAUUGAUGGAGCUGAACUGAGCAAAGGACAACUGAAAACAAAAGCCAGUCAUAGUACCAGUCAGCUUUCACAGAAAUUGAAGACCACUUACAAAGCAUCUACUAGCAAGAUUGUAUCCAGUUUCAAAACUACAACAUCAAGGGCAAUUUGUCAGCUGGUGAAGGAGUAUGUUGGCCACAGGGAUGGUAUUUGGGAUGUCAGUGUCACGAAAACUCAGCCAGUGGUAUUGGGGACGGCAUCUGCUGACCAUACUGCCUUGCUGUGGAGUAUAGAAACAGGCAAGAGCCUUGUCAAAUAUGUAGGGCAUGUUGGAUCAGUAAAUUCUAUAAAGUUCCAUCCAACGGAGCAAGUAGCUCUUACAGCAUCUGGAGACCAGACGGCUCACAUUUGGAGAUAUAUGGUACAGUUGCCCAUGCCUCAGCCAACAACAGACUGCAAUCAAAUGUCUGGAGAAGAUGAAAUUGAAUUUUCAGAUAAAGAUGAACCUGACGGAGAUGGAGAUGGUUCCAGUGACUGUCCCACUAUCCGAGCUCCCUUAAGCUCCCUGAAAAGCCAUCAAGGAGUAGUCAUAGCAGCCGACUGGCUCGUUGGAGGGAAGCAAGCUGUAACAGCUUCCUGGGAUAGGACAGCGAAUCUGUAUGAUGUGGAGACAUCUGAACUUGUCCAUUCACUGACAGGGCAUGACCAAGAGCUUACCCAUUGUUGUACACAUCCCACUCAACGUCUUGUGGUGACAUCAUCACGUGAUACAACCUUCCGUCUGUGGGAUUUCAGAGAUCCUUCUAUCCAUUCUGUGAAUGUCUUUCAGGGCCACACAGACACCGUGACAUCGGCUGUUUUCACAGUGGGUGACAAUGUUGUUUCGGGUAGUGAUGACCGUACUGUAAAAGUCUGGGACUUGAAAAAUAUGAGAUCUCCUAUUGCAACUAUCCGUACAGACUCUGCGGUAAACAGGAUUAAUGUAUGUGUUGGCCAAAGAAUCAUUGCCCUUCCACAUGACAACCGUCAGGUUAGAUUAUUCGACAUGUCAGGAGUGCGAUUAGCACGGCUUCCUCGCAGUAACAGACAGGGCCAUAGAAGAAUGGUAUGCUGUUCAGCUUGGAGUGAAGACCAUCCAAUAUGUAACCUCUUUACCUGUGGGUUCGAUCGUCAGGCUAUUGGCUGGAACAUCAACAUCCCUGCACUGUUGCAGGAAAAAUGAAAUGCUGGAAAAUUUUUUGCUUUUGUUGCCAUGGACUUGUAAAACUCUCUUUGCAGACUCUUCUGAAUAUUUGUCUGCCUUCGUUGUAAAAGUUCUCCCUUAAGAGGAGUGCUUUGCAGAUGUUAUUGUUACCACAUUGUGCACCAUUUGCAUGUAAUGUACAGAAAAUGUGACUUUUUAAAAAAUUAAGUUUGUCUUGUGUAUGAAUUUUUAUAUCUUAGCAUCCACUGGUCAGUAGAAAGGAGGUUCACUGAUAUAUAGAGCACAUAUGUGUUCAUAAGUUAUUCAGCAUUUGCUAGAUGAACAAUAAGGCAUUACACUUAUGACUUAAAUGUGAAAUUUAUAUACUAAUUGUGAAGAAUAUAUAGUAGUAUAUUGCAUUUUCCAUAAUUUUACAUAUCUGCCUUGUGUUAAAAGGAUUCUGCAGGUCUGAACUUCAAGAAGUGUGAAUUUCAGUAAUAGUAUCAUGGUAAACAUUUUCUUGUUUGCAUAUGUCUGAAGUAUGAUUUUUAAUGAUGCAGUGUAGUGUACCUUCAACUCCAAUUUUAUUCUAGUUACUGGAUAAAAAACAUGAAUUUGAGCGAGAAAAAACAAGCAACCUCUUGUGUGCAUAGAAUGCUGCAUUAAAACAUUCAGGAUGUUUUUGUACAUUUCUUGAAAAAGAACAAGGAAAUUUUCAUUCUGCUCUUUGUCCAUAAAGCUCGUUCCAAUCUGAUAGCACCUCACACUAGCAAAUAGCCAAAAUAUUAUGUUUCUAAUCACUGAAAUCUAUUCAAGCAAAUUUUAAAGCACUUUAGUUUAUGGCUAUUGUUAUAAAUCAUUUAUGAAAAUUUCAGCUGUUCCAAUGAAUGUGAGUUGAUUUAUACAGGAAUGAUUUGCCAUUUUUUGGUGACCUGUCUGGAAAGGAAACUUUGUUUUUAUAUCUUCAUAAACACAUUUUUAAAUGGGUUAAUUUCCCUAGUUUUUUAUUUUCAGUCAGCAAUAUGAAGAAAAUGAGUACUACCUCAGAAAAUGAAUUUUGGUCAGGAUAGGUUGAGUUUUUCUGAAGUCUCGAAAAAGUGCUUUUGGGUCUGUGUCUGAAAUGCUGUCUUCAAGAUGAGGAAAGACAAUCAUACCAAAUGUGAUUUUUAAAAUAAUUUACACUUAUGGCUAAUGGGAGAAUACCACAGAUAAACAUUGUCAUAUUUGUUCUUUCAGUUCUAACUAGGGCUGCUGCAGUCUUUUCUCCAUUCCAGAAGGAAUAAUUUUGUAGCUUUUCCCUCCGUACUCCCAAGUGAUCUUACGCUGACUUGACUCUUCACUGUGUUUAGCCUUGUUAUAAUGGUAAUGUGUUGAGUUAUUGCCAGCUGUUGGUCAAAUAAGCAAAUUCAUGUGGCAGGUGACAUUUUCAGAGGGAGUGGAGAGGCUGCUUCACACAGACCUUUUAGCUGCCCCUAACUGUCUGACAUAUCACAGCAUAAGAUGAAAGAUCAAAGUAAUCUGAUGGUGGCUUUUUAUAGAAUAGGCCGAGUUUAAAGCGGAUUGCCACAAGACAUUAAGUAUUAUGAUCUUUUAAUCACAUACUUAUGAUAAUAUGAAGCAAUAGCCGAGCUUGAGUCCUCUGCAAAAUUGUUUAGAUUGAAGUUGAAAGGCUGAUGUGUUAACUGGAUCUUUCAUUUGUUAAUAUCUGAAGGCAUGAUGAUGGAGUAGGAGGGAAGAAUAAAUGCAUCAUUAAGUAAAUAUGAAAAAAUUGGGGUUCUAGAAGUAAGCUGAAGCAUAAAACUGUAAAAGAAUAGUAAGGGGUGAGGUUGUUAAUAGGGAGGUUAUAAGAGAAUGUAUAUAGUGACUUCAUAGAGCAGAAAAUUUUUCAGUAGCUUGAUUUGUUUUUUCGGAGUUACUAUAUAUAUGUAAACUGGAAGACUUGUCACAACUGACCCACUCUCAUACUUAUCAGUAAAAGGUUCAGGUGAUCAGCUGCAGGCUUUAACUGCUGGUGUCAGAAGACAUAUUUAAAAGACACUGGCACAGUGUCUUCAGUAAUUUUUAUUUACUUUUUUUUUCUAAUAAUUUGGAAGAUGGAAUUUAAACUCAGAUUUUUUUACUUUCCUGGGAAUGCACACUGGCUUGGUGUUGGGCUGCAGACAUGCUUUUUUAAAAAAUGACUAAAACAUCUGUCAGAGGAAAGACGAUAAAUAUAAGCACAGAGACAGUCUGGAUGCUUAAAAAACAAUUGACACUUUUCCCAUGUUCACCUCUUCCUAAUGGAAUCAGAUGAGUUACAUGUUGGUCCAUGACCAGUAUCCUAAGCAAUGAUUAACCAUUUAGUUUGCAUGGAUUUGACAAGCUUAGGUUAAAGGGAAGAUUAAUAGUGAUGCUACUAUCCCAAACUAUUGUUAACAUAUACAUAUGUAACAUGGGACCAUUGGUAUCUAUGCCAUUUAAUUGCCAUUACUUCCUGAGGCUGCUGACCUUUAUAACACCAGAUACAUCAACCUCUAAUACAAGAAAUAAGUAUACACUAACUCAUUUUCUUUGGGGAUGGAAUUGGGGGAACCAGCCAAGGUGCUAGAUAUUGUACCGUCUUUUAACUUUUAAACUUGGAUGUAAUAGUGAGGCCAUAAAUUUCCCCUUCCAUUAAGACAAAGAUUGGUGGUGAACAAUGUUACACUGACAGAAUGUGUAAUAAUUUCAGUUUUGGCCAUGCAUGGAAACAGGAGUGCUCUAAAGAGAGCUAAUCAAUGCUGAUUUAAUUGUCAAGCUUUUCAUAAAAUGGAGGAAGGUUGCUGUUACAUAUUUUCAGUAUUGAUGCAGAACUUCACUUGGUUGCAUCACUGGGCAAAAACAAAUAUUUUAUGUGCAUGCUUUUUUUGGGGGGGGGUGUUUCCCCUAAAGCAGGGCACAUCGGUUUUCACAGACUCAAUUCUGUACAUGUUUUGGAGUCAAAAUAAUUUGGUGUGAAACAUCUUAUUUGUUGUGUAAGUCUGUGAAAGUCACUUUCUUUUGGAAAAGAUCCUGAAUUUAUAAAUGUUAUGUGAAAUUACUUGUUUUUAUUUACUUGUAUUCUUCUGAUUGUUUUUAGAUGUUUAGUGUUUCUUCAUUACAGUUUGAAAAUACAUUAAAUCAUUCAACAGUGUUUUGUAACUUACUGUUCAUAAACUCUGUCUUCGUUAUCUUAGUAUUGCCGAUACCUCAGUAUUUCAGUCUAUCAGAAAGUAAUUCCCUGUACCACCAUCAUUUUCAUCCCUGGUCUCUUUCUUCUCUUCUCAUUCUGUUUCCAAGGGAAUUAAGGGAAGAUUGCUGUUGGAAAAGGGCUAAAACUGCUCCUGAAAAUAUGAUUUCUAUGCUGUAAUUUGCUAUGCUGACAGUUCAAUGUGGAUUAAAAAGGGCUUCAGAUA
Molecule: messenger RNA, 5141 nt
Organism: Pelodiscus sinensis (Chinese soft-shelled turtle)
Lineage: Eukaryota; Metazoa; Chordata; Testudines; Trionychidae
Gene: WDR37
Product: WD repeat domain 37
Molecular function (GO): protein binding
Source: RefSeq, a predicted model, not a curated record